Anolis carolinensis (green anole) is the source of this 4082-nucleotide messenger RNA. Its product is annotated as zinc finger protein 24-like. The transcript is spliced from 4 exons. Bases 981 to 1529 code for a protein of 182 amino acids. NCBI's taxonomy places the organism in Eukaryota, Metazoa, Chordata, Lepidosauria, Squamata, Anolidae. The record is from RefSeq and is a predicted model, not a curated record.
GGGAGGGAGGGAGGGAGGGGAGGCCGAGGAGGGCCCGGGCCUGGCCCACUCCCAGGCGGGCCUUCCUCUCUCGUUCUCUCCCUGGGAACACAGGCCACCACCGCUCUCUCUCUCUCUCUCUCUCUCUCUCUCUCUCUCUCAGCCAGGCCUGGGCAAGCUCCGGGCCUCCCUCCGGGGCGGGGUUUUGGACUCCAACUCCCAGAAGGCCUCCCCUCAGGCCCCGCAGGCCUCCCCUUCACCUCCACCUCAAGACUGCGGGGAGAGAGAGAGAGAGAGAGAGAGAGAGAGAGAGAGAGAGAGAGAGCAAGGGACUGGGGAAGGGAGGUCAACAGACCAAGAGAAGGAAGGAAGGAAGGAAGGGCGCUCGGAAAGGGAGGGGCCCCCAGGGAUCAGCUGGCAUGGACAUUCACAACAGAAGGACAUGCAGACAAAGGGACAACAACAACAACAACAACAACAACAAUAUUUGUAUCCUGCCACCAUCUCCCCCAGAGGGGACUCGGCGUGGCUCACAGAAAGAUCCCAUACAAAACAGGAACAAUAUACAAGACAGCAAUCAACAAGAAGCCCUGCUUGACUCUCAAGCCAAAAGUGGGUGGUAGAAAUCACAUGGUACAAAAGCUGACUGGCACAACCUGGGGAUCCCAACCAGGCCCUGGAAAGACAGGCGCUUGGCUCCUCUGCUGCUGAAUUCACAGGCCCAGUGGGGAAGACAUCUCACCACGUUCAAACAGUGGACGUGGCUCUUCAUGAGACAUGCCGCACCCUCACAGGAUGUCUGCGCCCCACACCACUGGAGAAAUGAUACUGUUGAGUCCCUCUGGGGAGAGAGGGCAGUCUAGAAAUGAAAUGAGGAAAUGUGAUUUUUGGCUGAGAAUUUCGGAGUAGAGCCUGUGGAGGGAUUUCUUUCCCUUGAAAGAAAGAAGAGGGAGGAAAAACAUCUUGGAUACGGUUGGGUUCUUCACCAGAGUGGUUCCAACAUGGAGAGACCCAACUCACGUGGGCCUGAAGCAGGACCUGGGGGCAGUGGGGAAUCCUGGGAAAGAACCAGACAUGAGUCCCUGAGUGUGGACCUUGACAGCUCGGACACACAGCGCCAGCGCUUCAGGCAGUCCUCCUACCAAGAGGGUGAAGGACCCAGAGGGGUUUGGAGUCGUCUCCACGAUCUGUGCCGCCAGUGGCUGAAGCCAGAGCAGCACACCAAGGCCGAGGUGCUGGACCUGGUGACCCUGGAGCAGUUCCUGAGCAUCCUGCCCCCAGAGAUGGGGAGCUGGGUCCGAGAGUGUGGGGCAGAGACCUGUUCCCAGGCGGUGGCCCUGGCGGAAGGCUUCCUCCUGAGUCGGGCCGAGGACAAGGAGCAGGAAGGACAGGCCCAUAAUAACUCCAUGGAAGUCCCUGCACCAGAGGAAUCUCCACCAGACACCACCCAGAGUCUCAGGCAGAAGGAGCUGAAGCGGGAAGGAGACGGGGCUGCCGCCUUGCAGGGACUGAAAACGCAGCCUUCAGUGUCUUCCCAGGUGGGACCCUAAGCUGAGCCGAGCCCUGAAACUGAGCUGGAAUACAAACAGACGGCAAAGAAUCACUUUAGUCAGUUGAACCACCAAGCCCAAUACUAGUUUCAUUCGAACAUCCUCACAGCACUGCUUGUGAGAUAAAGUCCUAAACCCUAACUCAUCGGUUUCUUUAUAGGACUGCAAUGGUCACCUCUGAGGCCUGUUUCUGUGACCAGCUUUCCACCCCUUGCUCUCUCUCCAGGGUCUGGAAUGAUGCUGUUGCCGAAUCCUCAGCCGUUUCUCCCCCUUUGCGAUGGAGUGGGACUGAGUCAGGUAAGCAGAAGGAUUCCUGGGAGAGGAGGACGGGGCCUGCCGGGGUGCCUUUGGUUUCAGGAUUAAUGGCCAAAUAUCUGUUGAAACAGACAAGAUGGAAUGUGUUUCCUUAGAAGUGAAAUACGGAAGGUACAAUUGCAAACCGUGCCAACAAGGAGGGAAAAAAUGAAGAGAGAACUAAAGAAACCAGAAUCGAUGUUCAAAGAAAUUUCAACGGAGCUAUGAUUGAAAAGGGACAUGUACAGGAAAUGGAAAGGGGGGGGGGGGAUCACCAAGGAAUGUAAACAACUAAUCAGCAUAAGUAGGGAAAAAGUCUAACUCAGAAAAUGAGGUCAGAUGAAAAAAUGUGCCAAGAGUAGGGUCUGUGCCUGGAGAAGGUGGUGGAAUGCUAACCGGGGAUAGGCAAGAGUUAGAACAUGAUCUCCCAAAAGGAAAUGGGUAUUCUACCUGAGCAAGAUGGAGCAACUGGGGAAAUGCAACCCAAAAUGGGUAAAGAAGUGGUCCAGGAAUACCUGGCCACUCUCGAUGAAUCCCAGUCUCCAGGGCCAGGUGAACUACAGCCAAGGGUAUUGAACUAACAGCAGUAAUCCCAGAACCACUGUCAAUCCUCUUUGUUCAUUUUUGGGAACAGGAGAAGUCCCAGCAGGCUGGAGGAGGCAAAAGUUGUCUCUGUCUCCAAGAAUGGACCAAAAAGAGGUCCCCUAACAAUGACCAUCCAGUUAUCUUGACUUGUCCCAUAAGCAGUUGGAGCAGCUGUUUAGACUCCCGAAUGUUUAUGAGGAGAUCGUUUGAUGUGGAUCAAUAAUAGUUAUAGAGGGAGCGGAUCUGUUUGUUUGCUAUUAUGCACUCUUUAAGGAACCAAUUUUUGGAUCUGACCCUGGGUUGCCUCGGCAUUCUUUGCCAAUCGUAUAGUUUUUAAAAGAUAGGUUUUAUAAGGGAUUCAAACCCGGUGAUGCCUCCUCGAAAUCUGGGAUUUCAAUGAUCAUAGUUUCUAUGGACAACACUUCCUAAGAGUUCAAGAUAUCCAGGCACACCCCUUUUGUCUUAACGUUCCGCUUCAGCCUGGUGUAUUGUGGGUAGGCUUGUCCAGGUGGGGAAGUGCUGCUUCUCUCCAAAACCAGGAGAAGUGGGAGAUAGAUGAUCACUAAGCAAGGAAUUGUCUAUAGCAAAUGAAUCAAUGUCGCUAGCUAUGGAGAGUGAAGUCAGAAGAUAGUCUAUGACACUAGAGCCCCUUGGUGAGAUCAAUGUAUAUUCUCCAGAGUCAGGAAACUGAGUAAGUCCAUUUAGCCGGGACAGGUUGAGCUGCAUGGCCAUUUUGGUCAGGCACUUUCCGGCCUGAUUUCACGCUUGGUCCUUAACGUGUCGAGCUUCUGGUGUCAGGAGAGAGUUGAAGGGAUCUUCCUCCAGGCCCUCUUCUCUCAACACAUUUAUUCAACUAGAUCCUACCCUUGCAUUGAAGUCACCCGUUAUCUUGACCUAAAUAACAGGAAAAAUAUUGGAGCAGAUCAUGAAGAAGGCCAUCUGGAAUCACUUGGGAAAAGUGCUGUAAUCACUGAAGGACAAGAUGAGUUUCUCCAAAACAAGUCAUGCCAGACUAAUGUACUUUUCAGUAGAGCUACAAGCUUGGUAGAUGAAGGAAAUGCAGUGGAUGUAGCACAUCUUGCUUUCAGUAAGACCUCUGGAAAGGCCUCCCAUGGUUUCACAAACAACUAGUAAAAAGUGGGCUGGAUAAUACUCCUGUUCGGUGGAUUUGUAAUGGUUUGAGCGACAAAGGGUGGAGUGCCGCAGGGUUCUGUCCUGGGCCCAGUACUGCUCAACAUGCGUAUCAGGUUUUCAGAUGACACCAAAUUAGCAGGUAUAGCUGACAGUCUAGAAGAUAGGAUCAGAAUUCAAAAUUCUGGCCUUAACAUGGUGGAGAGCUGGGCCAAAACUAACCCACUUAAUGUCAACAAGAAUAUAUGUAGAGUAGUACACUUAGGCAGGAGAGAAAUGCCAUGCACAGGUACAGGAGGGGCAACACCUGACUUGACAAUCAUUCAUAUGAUGGGAUCUUGGAGUGUUAGAGGACUGCAAGUGGAACAUGAGCCAACAAUGUGAUGCAGCAGCUGAAAAGACAAUGGGAUUUUGGGCUGCAUCCCAAGGAAUAUUGUGUCUAGAUUCAGGGAAGUCAUGGCGACCUUCUUUCUGCUUUGGGGAGACCUCACCUGAAAUUACACUGUGUCCAGUUGUGGGCAUCACAAUAAAAGGGGGAACAUA